ACGUUCAGUUCUAGAAGCCUGACCCACCUUCCUUACACGACACGACCCUUGUCACCCGUCUAUCUACCAUGGAUUCUUCCAAGACGACCCAACAGCAGAAGAAGGACACCAGCCAGCCGACUGAGGGCAGCUCGCUGAACAAGGCGGCCGACAGUCUCCAGGCGGCCUUCCAGGCACACUCUGCCAAUCCCGGCCCGGCCAUGCCUAAGGAGUUCAACGUCAAGGAAGAAGGGACUAAGGAGGAACGCCGUGCAAAGGCCGACGAGCUUAACAAGUAAAUACGGAAUCGGGCGAAUUUGUAUGAUUUAAGCAGUUCAGACAGCGCCAAGACAAAGGCUAGUUGGUCAGCAGCGUGACGGUGGUGAAUUUAAACAUUCGAACGAAGUUGUCGCUUUGUGUCUUGGGCAGCCGCUGGGGGAGUCACACCGUUUCCGCCUGGCCAGUCACAUCAUCCGACUUUGAGAGAUCAUACCUACAGAUCGCCCAAUGUUUGAAUGUGUCUUUAGAAUUGUUGUUUGUGUAAGUGGUCAUGAAGGGCGGUGCAAGAAGAUCAACUGGAUAUUGUGGUGGUGGGGACCCGUUACUCGUAUUUCAUG
Parathielavia appendiculata is the source of this 596-nucleotide messenger RNA. RefSeq lists its product as uncharacterized. The record is from RefSeq and is a predicted model, not a curated record. The coding region runs from base 69 to 278 and encodes 69 amino acids. NCBI's taxonomy places the organism in Eukaryota, Fungi, Ascomycota, Sordariomycetes, Sordariales, Chaetomiaceae. The transcript is spliced from 2 exons.